Molecule: messenger RNA, 1819 nt
Organism: Ochlerotatus camptorhynchus
Lineage: Eukaryota; Metazoa; Arthropoda; Insecta; Diptera; Culicidae
Product: alkyldihydroxyacetonephosphate synthase-like
Exons: 2
Coding region: 11-1795 (594 amino acids)
Biological process (GO): lipid biosynthetic process
Cellular component (GO): peroxisome
Molecular function (GO): alkylglycerone-phosphate synthase activity; FAD binding
Source: RefSeq, a predicted model, not a curated record
AGCUAACGAGAUGGAUUCCUCCGAUAGUUCCCGGAUCAUUGUACCUACCAUUCCCAAGUGCCGUCAGCAGUUGAUGCGUUGGGAUGGUUGGGGAUACAAGGAUUCCCAGUUCGAGUACGACGGAAAGGAUUGCUACUUCAGCGGCAGCCGAUAUACGAUAGGGAACGGUGCUCGUUUGAAUCGCUUUCGAGACUGGGUCAUCGAUUACUUCGAUGUUGAUGUUAGUAAGCGGCUGGCGCCGGUUGAGGAGCCUCGUGUAUUUCCGGAACCGUUUAGGUGCAUGGAAUUCCUGGAGGGAUUGAAUAAUUUGCGAGUGGAGUUCUCCGAAGAUGGCAUGGAUCGGUUGAUGAGAUGUCAUGGACAGACAUUGGAGGAUGUCGAUUGCUUGAAAAACCAACGCUUUAAAAGACUGCCGGAUUUGGUGGUUUGGCCGAGGUGUCACGACCAAGUAGUAAACAUUGUAAAGUUGGCAUUGGAGAACGACGUUGCAUUGAUGCCGGUUGGAGGAAACUCGGCUGUCUCUGGAGCGGCUACAACCCCGGACGUGCAGGGAAGAACACUGGCCGUAAUGGAUAUGACACAAAUGAACCGGUUAUUGUGGCUGAAUAAAGAGAACCUCACUGCCUGUUUCGAAGUGGGAAUCGUCGGGCAGGAUAUCGAACGAGUACUCAGAAAAGAAGGCCUAACCGUAGGACACGAACCCGAUUCGGUUGAGUUUUCUACCUUAGGAGGGUGGAUCGCUACGCGAGCUUCCGGAAUGAAGAAGAACACGUACGGCAACAUCGAAGAUUUGGUCAUAAGGGUUAAGCUGGUCACCGGUAUAGGGGUGCUAGAGAAACAAUUCACUGCACCAAGGGUCUCGUGUGGUCCAGAUUUUGACCAGAUGAUAUUCGGAUCGGAGGGUACUCUUGGAAUCAUCACCGAAGCGGUGGUAAGAUUGCGACCCAUUCCAGAGGUUAGUCGAUGUGGUUCGUUGGUAUUUGCGGACUUUGAAACCGGAGUGCGGUUUCUACGUGAAGUUGCCAGAAAACGACUUCAGCCGACAAGUAUUCGAUUGUUGGAUAAUCUCCAGUUCCAAAUCGGGCAGUACGUACAACCAGACGGACCGUGGCAUUCAGGGAUUGUGAAUGGUGUUAAGAAGCAGUACCUCACUAGGAUCUGCGGAUUCAAAUUGGAUCGAAUAGCCGCUGUUACGCUGGUGUUUGAAGGUGACCAAAAAAGUGUCGAGUCUCACGAAAAUCUAAUCUACAAUAUUGCUGCCAGGUAUGGCGCAAUGAAUGCAGGGGCUAACAAUGGCAAAAAAGGCUACGUCAUGACAUUUGUGGUAGCAUACAUUCGGGACUUCGGUUGGGAUUUCAACAUAAUGGCAGAUUCGUUCGAGACAUCCGUUCCGUGGGACAGAUGCUUGUCGCUAUGCAACAAUGUCAAAUCGUGCGUGACGACAGAGUGCGAACGGCGAGGCAUCCGCCGGCUGAUGAUCAGCUACCGGGUGACGCAAACUUACGAUGAUGGGUGUUGUGUUUACUUUUAUAUGGCCAUCAAGCACCCCGACGACCGGAUUGAUCCGGUGGAGCUGUUCAAAGCGAUAGAAGACCGUGCGCGGGAUGAGAUUUUGGCAUCCGGUGGAACUCUGUCGCAUCAUCAUGGUGUUGGAAAAAUGCGUAGCAAAUGGUACCCGGCUAGUGUUUCACAGGUAGGUGUCAGUGUGCUGAAAGCGGUGAAGAGGGCGCUGGACCCGAAGAAUAUUUUCGCUGCCGGGAAUUUGGUGCUGGCUGAGGGGAAAGCUAAGUUAUAGUUCGAAGGUUUGGGAAAUAAAUUA